UUUUGGAAAACAGAAAGAAUAAAAAAGAAGAAAUAGUGCGAGGAAAGAAGAAGGAUAAUAAAGAUUAUUUACGUAUCUCGAAAGAAGAAGAAGUAAUAGAAGAAGAAGGAGAGGAGAGAGAGAGGGAGAGAGAGAGUUGGUAGGUCGACGGUGAUGGCAUGAGGACUUUAAUAAGGACGGACUGUGGGUCCAGCGAGGAGGAGGAUGAGGAUGGUGGUGGGCGUGAUGGUUCUGGGUCAGCUCCUGACGAGGAUCUUGCUCGCGGCUCACGCUGGAGAUCGGCUUGCAGCAGCUCGAAGGAUACUCAGGGAUGUUCCGCUAAUCGACGGGCACAACGAUCUACCCUGGAAUAUACGCAAGUUCCUAAAGAAUCAACUACGAGGAUUCAGAUUUGAUGAUCUCAGUGACAUCCGUCCUUGGUCGGGCAAUGCCUGGAGUCAUACAGAUCUAAGGAGAUUGAGAAAGGGAAUGGUCGCCGCACAGUUUUGGUCGGCGUACACGCCCUGUCCAUCCCAAUAUCACGACUCCGUUCAACUUGCUUUGGAACAAAUUGACGUGAUUCGUCGAUUGGUCAACAAACAUCCCGAAAGUAUGGUCCUAGUUACUACGGCCGAAGGGAUCGAGAGAGCACACAAGGAGGGUAGAUUAGCGAGUCUUAUAGGGGUUGAAGGGGGACACGCCAUCGGCACGAGUUUGGCGGUCCUAAGGAUGCUCUACGAGCUCGGUGCCAGAUAUCUAACGUUAACUCACACGUGCCACACGCCUUGGGCAGACUGCAGCACGGCGGAUGAACCCGGUCAAGUGCCUCACGUCGGUGGUCUCUCCAACUUCGGUAAGAGCAUCGUUCUCGAGAUGAAUCGACUGGGAAUGAUGGUGGAUCUAUCACACGUUUCUGUACCCACUAUGCUGGACGCAAUGGUGAGUUCAAGAGCGCCGGUCAUUUUUAGCCAUAGCAGCGCUCACGCUCUAUGCAAUUCCUCGCGAAAUGUGCCUGAUCACGCGCUAAGACAUUUGGCGCGGACCGGUGGUAUAGUUAUGGUAUCCUUCUACCCCCCUUUUAUAAGCUGCAGCGAGACAUCGACUUUGGAGGAUGUCGUUGCGCACAUUAACCACAUUCGUAAAAUCGCCGGUGUGGAUCACAUUGGAAUCGGAGCCGGCUACGACGGCAUUAAUUUGACACCGGCAGGUCUCGAAGACGUGAGCAAAUAUCCAGAGUUAUUCGCGGAAUUGUUAGUGCGCGGAUGGUCAGAGAGAGAUAUCCAGAAACUUGCUGGAUUGAAUCUCAUCCGGGUCUUCAAGGCGGUCGAACAGGUGCGUGACAGGAUGGCUGCAGCUGGAAUGGAGCCUCUCGAGGAGGAAAUUCCUUCUGAAGACGUUCUUGGCCGUAAUCAUUGCCGUUACAACGUCAGAAGACUGGCGGUACCCUAAGCCAUAAGCGGAACAUUAUCCACGGACUACUACUUCAUCCUUUUUUUUUUUUUUUUUUUUUUCAAGAAUGAUGAGAAAAAAGCGGAAGGAUGAUUAUAACAGGAAAAUGAUAAAAUACGAGCGGGACUCUUUUUCAUUUUUUAAAUUCGAAAUUCGUACCAAAAUUGCGUCUUUCUCAAAUCUUUGUAAGACGAUAAGUAGAUAGAGAAGAAAAACAUUAAUGAAAAUAAAACGAGAAAAAGAGAGAAAAAAAGCACAUGAAAAAUAAAAAAAGAAAAAAAAAAGAAAAAAAAAGAAAAAAAACGAAACGGAUAAACACGCGAAAAAUAUGUAGAAGAAGAAGAAAAAAAAAAAAAAAGAAAAAAUAGAAAACGAAAAAAAAGUUCAAUUCUGCCGAUGACUUUCGCGCAAAGUUGCACUAUAACUUGUAUUUAUGUACAAGUUGGUUGCGCGAGAGUAAAGCCGAUUAUUAAAAAAAGAA
Vespa mandarinia (Asian giant hornet) is the source of this 1909-nucleotide messenger RNA. RefSeq names its product dipeptidase 1. Gene Ontology annotation, molecular function: metallodipeptidase activity. The record is from RefSeq and is a predicted model, not a curated record. NCBI's taxonomy places the organism in Eukaryota, Metazoa, Arthropoda, Insecta, Hymenoptera, Vespidae. Gene Ontology annotation, biological process: proteolysis.